AUGAGGGCGCUGCAUUUAUUGAAGAGUGGCUGCAGCCCUGCGGUUCAGAUUAAAAUCCGAGAAUUGUAUAGACGUCGAUAUCCUCGGACUCUUGAAGGACUUUCUGAUUUAUCCACAAUCAAAUCAUCGGUUUUUAAUUUGGAUGGUAGCUCAUCACCUGUAGAACCUGACUUGGCUGUGGCUGGAAUCCACUCAUUGCCUUCCACUUCAGUUACACCUCACUCACCGUCCUCUCCUGUUGGUUCUGUGCUGCUUCAAGAUACUAAGCCCACAUUUGAGAUGCAGCAACCAUCUCCUCCGAUUCCUCCUGUCCAUCCUGAUGUGCAGUUAAAAAACCUGCCCUUUUAUGAUGUCCUUGAUGUUCUCAUCAAGCCCACAAGUUUAGUUCAAAGCAGUAUUCAGCGAUUUCAAGAGAAGUUUUUUAUUUUUGCUCUGACACCUCAACAAGUUAGAGAGAUAUGCAUAUCAAGGGAUUUUUUGCCAGGUGGUAGGAGAGAUUAUACAGUCCAAGUUCAGCUGAGACUUUGCCUGGCAGAGACAAGUUGUCCUCAAGAAGACAACUAUCCCAAUAGUCUAUGUAUAAAAGUAAAUGGGAAGCUGUUUCCUUUGCCUGGGUAUGCACCACCACCGAAAAAUGGGAUUGAGCAGAAGCGCCCUGGGCGCCCCUUGAAUAUUACAUCUUUAGUUAGGUUGUCUUCAGCUGUGCCAAACCAGAUUUCUAUUUCUUGGGCAUCUGAAAUUGGAAAGAAUUACUCCAUGUCUGUGUAUCUUGUACGACAGCUUACAUCAGCCAUGUUACUACAGAGAUUAAAAAUGAAAGGUAUUAGAAACCCUGAUCAUUCCAGAGCACUAAUUAAAGAAAAACUUACUGCAGAUCCAGAUAGUGAAAUUGCUACAACUAGUCUUCGGGUAUCCUUAAUGUGCCCUUUAGGAAAAAUGAGGCUGACAAUCCCAUGCCGUGCAGUGUCUUGUACACAUCUACAGUGCUUUGAUGCUGCCCUUUAUCUACAAAUGAAUGAGAAGAAGCCCACCUGGAUUUGUCCUGUGUGUGACAAAAAAGCUGCCUAUGAAAGUCUAAUACUAGAUGGGCUUUUUAUGGAAAUUCUCAAUGACUGUUCUGAUGUGGAUGAAAUAAAAUUCCAAGAAGAUGGUUCUUGGUGUCCAAUGAGACCGAAGAAAGAAGCUAUGAAAGUUUCCAGCCAGCCAUGUACAAAAAUAGAAACUUCAAGUGUACUCAGUAAGCCUUGUUCAGUGACUGUAGCCAGUGAGGCAAGCAAGAAGAAAGUGGAUGUUAUUGACCUAACAAUAGAAAGCUCUUCUGAUGAAGAUGAAGAACCUCCUGCCAAAAGGAAAAGCAUCUUUAUGUCAGAAACACAAAGCAGCCCAACCAAAGGGGUUCUCAUGUAUCAGCCAUCUUCUGUAAGGGUGCCCAGUGUGACUUCGGUUGAUCCUGCUGCUAUUCCGCCUUCAUUAACAGACUACUCAGUACCAUUCCACCACACGCCAAUAUCAAGCAUGUCAUCAGACUUGCCAGGAAUACAAAGAAGAAAUGAUAUUAAUAAUGAACUGCAGCUUGGAACAUCUUCUGAUACUGUGCAACAGUGAAUACAAAAUUAAACAUAAUUUGUAUUUAUGGAAUGGAAAACAGCUUGAUUAUUACAAGAAAAAAAUAAUGACUGCCUUAUUAUUGCUAGUGCCAUAUUGUCAGGUGCGAAUGGUGCUCAACAGUUGUAUCAUUAAAAUUUGAAAGUGCUAAACCUUUACAUUUUUAAUCUUGUAGCAAUCAUGUUUUGUGAAAGUUUAUGGCGCAAGUUAAGGAAAAGUGUGUUGUCAUCAAUGAGGGAAAAAAACUAAUGAGUCAGUUUCACUUAGUGAAGCAUUUAAAGUUCAAAAAUGAGAAUUUUAUCGGUGUUAAUAAAGCAGAAACAUUUAGAAUGUACCAUCAGAAUUUUUCAUAAUACUUUUUAGUUAAAAUAAUAGAUCAUUUUCAACCAUGAAAUACUUACAAGGGCAAAAAAUAUCAGUAUUAUAUGUUACAAUUGACAUGAUAAAAUAAGGAAUAACAUUUUGCUAAACUUAUAGAACAAGGUAGUAAAAUUUUCAUCACUUGAUAAAACUAUUAGUUCAUGAGUUUUAAUCUACUUAAAAUGUAAAAAUACAAGACUCUUGGUAUGUGGUGGAUUGAACCCAGGGCCUUGUGCAUGCUAGGCGUGUGCUAAGUGCUCUACCUCAGACCUACAUUCCCCAGUCUUUUUUCUUUUGGGAGAUUAUGUCAUUGUGUUGCCCAAGCUGCCCUCGAACUUGGGAGCUUUCUGCCUCAACCUCCUAAGUUGCUGGGAUUACAGGUGUGUGCAGCUAUACCUGGAAAAAAAUGCAAGAUUUUGAUGGAUGUUUAGCUUCUUAUUAGAAGGAGUAACAUAAAACAUCACAUUUCACUGUUAAGUGCUUAAGACAGAGUUUCAUUAAGAAAUAUUUACUUUAAAACCCUAUUGGAUUUUGUAUUAACAGCACCUAUGUAAUGCUUAGAAGACAAUCUAGGGUUUCAACACAAUUUUUUUUUAAAGUCUAGAUAUUUUAAUAUGGCAUUGUAUAAGUCACCAUAUUUCAGUUAUCUUUGGAUGGAGUAUCAAAAGAUACAGAUUAAGUAAAUCUUUUUAACUCUUUUCUAAUUGACUUGAUAUUUAUUGGCACACAAAAAAUCCCCGAAGAGACAAGCUGGAUAUUGAAAUAAUGAAAAUAGGUAGAAUCUUUGGAUCUCAGUGGGCAUCCUUUAGUGGCAAUAGAGCUGCAGAAGCAGAAUAUUAUAUCAAGCCUGUGAAUUUAUGUAAGUUGAAAUUAUGAAAUGGAAGAAGUUGAACAUUUAGAAAAUGAACAUUUCUGAGUGAUUUGGUUUCAGUACACAGUAUUCCAUCAGAGAUGUCAAUACUUUCUUUAGCUUUAUUUUUAAAAAAGUUAAAAUGGAUUGAGUAAUAAACAUUAAGUGAUAGAACAUGUAAACUAUUAAAACGUAGAAACUGUUAAAAAAUUAGGAAAAUGUUAUACCAUUUGAAGCAAAACAAAAAAUUAAUAAAAUGAGGCCAAUUAUAUUCCAAUAAACUUUUUGUGACAGCAAUAGAAAUUUUUCUAUAUAAAGCUCUGAGAAGGUAUGUAACUUUAGGCUAAAUCUGAAUUACUGUUCAGAAGCAGGAUUUACUGAACAAUAUCAUUAAUGUGAAGAGAAACUCUCUGCUUAGAAAUAUGUCAUUUACUGAUUUCAGUUUAAUGGAGGAAGUCAUUGGAAAGAUUCAUUGUAAUUUCCUUUGUCCAUCAUAGUCUCAAACUGCUGUAUUAUAUAGCUGGUAACCAGUGUAUGAAAUGAAAAACUAUAGCAACAUUUUAAAAAUGCUUUAGGAAUUGUUUCAUUUUAGAUAACUGGUGCUAUAGUUUAUAUCACUUGAUAUGCUUACAACAGAUUUUGAGAUUAUAAGGGAGUAAAUACACUUUAAAAUUUUUGAGUCAAAAUUAUUCAUAGGGGAUAUUAAAAAUUUUAAAAACAA
Molecule: messenger RNA, 3536 nt
Organism: Marmota monax (woodchuck)
Lineage: Eukaryota; Metazoa; Chordata; Mammalia; Rodentia; Sciuridae
Product: E3 SUMO-protein ligase PIAS2
Exons: 1
Coding region: 1-1605 (534 amino acids)
Biological process (GO): protein sumoylation; regulation of transcription by RNA polymerase II
Molecular function (GO): transcription coregulator activity; zinc ion binding; SUMO ligase activity
Source: RefSeq, a predicted model, not a curated record